Molecule: messenger RNA, 4210 nt
Organism: Carica papaya (papaya)
Lineage: Eukaryota; Viridiplantae; Streptophyta; Magnoliopsida; Brassicales; Caricaceae
Product: fip1 motif-containing protein
Biological process (GO): mRNA processing
Source: RefSeq, a predicted model, not a curated record
AGCUUCAAGCCCAAUAAUUGGGGAACGGAACAAAAUCCGUUAGGGUUUAAGAUUCAGCCAGGGUUUUUUCCCUUGACAAAUAGGUAUUUAUUGCUUUUUACUGUUCUUCUUCAGGUGCUAAGCGCCUGGCCUCAAAUGGAGUUUGAGUAGGCGAAUAAACGGGGAGAAAAAUUUACAAGCUUGAUGAGAAAUGGACUCGGUUGAUGACGAUUUCGGUGAUUUAUAUGCCGACAGUGAGGCUCAAGCGACUUCUGUUAUCAAUGGCGUAGUGGAUUUCACCAAAUUGUAUAUAGAACCGGAAUAUGCUACCAAAAAUGACAGAAUUGAGGCUCCUAGCCCCAAAAAGGAUUUGGUACUCCAUCCAGAGGAACACAAUUCAUUGACCGAAGAGUCAAGUCAGUCGGCAAACGAUGAUUUGGCUCAGAAAGCGGCAAGUUUCGAAGCAGACGCGAGUGACAGUGACGAUGAUUUGACCAUCCUAUUAAACGAUGAGGAUUGCAAGACGUUUCGAGUCUCCGCUGGGGCUUGCCCGAGGAGUUUUAGGCAUGAGGAGGACGAGAAUGGUAAUUUUGGUAACGGUGCAGAGAGAAACGGGUCUGGUGAGAAUUGGAAGUUAGGUGAUGGACUGGAGCUGAAUUCGAAUGGUCAUGGUGGUCAGAGAGGAAAAUGCGUGAAUGGUGGCUAUAAUUCGCAUUAUAAGUACAUACGAUCUCAUGGAUCAGCAAUUUCAAGUAAUAUAAGAGCAAAUGGAUUUAGGGAGGUGGCAUCUUUAUCUUCUAUGUCAGCUAGGGGUGAUUUGGAGGAUAAUAGGGGUAUCCAAUUCAAGAGUUCUGGCUCCAAUCAGGUUUCUGAUACGUGUGGCAAUCCCAGCUUAGUUGUCUCACCACCAUUGUAUAGAACAAUAUUGAAUAUAGAUAUCGACGCAUUGAAGAAGAAACCAUGGAUGUGUCUCGGAGCAGAUAUUACUGACUUUUUUAAUUUUGGUUUUGAUGAGGAGAGUUGGAAACAAUACUGGAAGUCCCUGCAGCAAGCAUCCAUGUGGGUAAGGAAACAAGUUUCUGGUUGUCCUAAACCUAAUUGGGCUUCCGCAGUUGGAGAUGAAAAUGAGGAAGCUGGCCAAGCAGCUGCUAAUAACAAUACUCAAGGUAAAACAUGUUCAGAAUUUGCUGAUGGCAGAGCAAGGACUUCAUGCUUGCCAAGGGGAAGAGCAAUUCAUGUUGAAGACGCUAUUGGUGACCGUCAGCCAUCAAUGGACAUAAAGCGUCCACGUUAUCGGGAUUCUGAUGUGGUGAUACAGAUUCCUUUGCAGGAUUUCACUGUAGAUUCCUCUGGCUCAAGCAAGGAGGAAAAAGAACAUACUGGUUGCAGUAUACAUGACACAUCAAGAAAUGGGAAUUUACAUGUAGAUGAUAGUAGAAAUAUUCAGUUUUCUGACGGUAGCGGUGGCAGUGGAGAUGAAUUCACUGCAGAAUCUUUGGAGGAAGAUUUCAGGAUCCCAGAUGUGUCAUCUUCGUUGAGAAGGUGUUCAAUGCCCAUGAUUGCAUCUAAUCAGAUGUCUUUGGACACUGACCGUCAAGAACAUGCAACAAUCUCUGUUAUGGAUCCCUACAACCAUCCAAACAUGAGUGCUUGCUGUUCGAAGAUUACUGGAGCAAAGGAAUCUGUUGAUAAGGAAGAGAAAAGAAUCAACACAAAUGCAAGCAAUUCUGAUCCUUUUCGAAUAGAGAAAGAACUAUCAGCUGGUGGUCUGAGUCCUUGUAGCCUUACUACUUGUUCUGAGAGUGACACGGAGGCAUUUAGAGCUACUGUUCAUGGUGAUCCUAUGGAAACCUAUGGUUCAAGACAACCAUCCCCUGAGUUACAGGAAUCAGACUCAUCACACUAUGAGAACUAUAAAAGGCAUGGCAUUAAAACAAAAACAGAGAAUGGGAAAGGACAUUCAGGAUAUGGAAGUUCAUUUCAAGAAAAAAAGAAACCCCUUGGUGAAAAACUCAAGUCUACUGCAAAAAGCAAGAUAUAUCCUAAAAGUGAUGACGAUUCUCCCCUCGUACCAAAAAGAAAGGGUGACAGUAAAACUUCUGUGAGAUAUAAAAGUCCCCUUCAAUUUCAAGAGGAAAGGACUCAUCUUAGUCACAGACCAUGUCUGGAUUUUGAACAGGAGACCUCCACAAAAAAUGCCGGCAGUGCUUCCUCUAUGUCAAAAUCAGUUGCAGAACUGUAUGAUAGAGAUGACACAUCAGUGGAUGAGGGAAGAUGGAAUGGUAGGUUGCACGAUUAUCUUAACAAAGAAAACUGUGCUUAUCACAAGGGAAAGGGAAUUCAUUGUGGUGGCCAUGAGAGGUUUGCUGAAAAGCAUGCUUGCACUGUUUAUUCAAGGUAUUCUCCUAGGAAAUCUCAUCAGAGCUCCAGAGAUGAUGUAGAUCAAUAUGCCAGAAGAAAUUGCAAUGAGAAGGGGUACUAUUCUAGAAGAGGAUACACUAACAGGGACACGAGUCCUCGCACUUCAAAGGAGUACAGAUCAUUGACUUCAAAGUAUUCCUGUGAUCACAAAGGGAGGGAUGCACAAUGGAGGAGAGAGCAAGAAAAACUCCAGUUCAGGAAGAGAACUGAAUAUGAACACAUAGAUGAUUUACAUAGAGACAAGUAUGCCCGGUCAAAUUCAUUCACUGAUUGGAUGAGGGAUGAUACUUUUAGUGAAACAUAUGAAGGAGAAUUUCCAGUGUUUGAGAGAGAAUUGGAAUUUUCUGGUGGAAGGGAUAGGUGUCGGAAUGCUCCAUGCUUGCUCUUCGAUAGAAAUUCAAGGGGAACACGUUAUACGAGAAAUCCAGAUCAUAGAUUUUUCUGCUCUCAGUCACGUAGUGAAUCUUGCCCUGUGAAAGGCGGAAGAGAUGAUUUUUGUAGAAAUGAUUUUCAUAAAAAUGAUGUUAAGAAUUUUGAAGUUAUUGAAGCCUAUGAUGGGCGUAGGAGAAAAACACAUGAGGAUGAAGGAAGAGAUGGUUGGUUUGGUGGCUGCAAUGGUACUGAAGAAAUUGAAAAUAGUCUAAUGUAUAAGCACAAUCAAGUUAAUUUGAGGAGAAGGCAGUAUAGUUGGAAAUCUGGAGUAUUUCACUGCAGUAAGGAUGAGUUCAUUGUAAAGCAUCAACAUGAUGAAUUUGUUACCAAUGAGGCACUGUUACCCUAUGAAGAAGCUUUGAUGCGUGACAGAAUUUUUUCUAAACAUCGAUUUGCAGAGGAUGAGAGGCAUAUUGAUGACAUAGAGUUGGAGCACCAUCGAUACAAAAUGAUAAAAAGUGGGAAUGGUUAUCAUUCUGCUACUAGAAGUACGGGUCUUUAUGAGCAUGAACAGUCAUUCCUGAGGUGCAGGGAUUCAGUUGACUUAAUUCUUGGGGAAGUCGAGUUUCCCAGAAGAUUCUCCAAUGGAAGAAAGGUGAUGCGUAAUGGCAGGGUUAAAAAUAUGGACAAAAAGUUUAUGAAGCAGCAUAUGACCUCAAGGUUUUUUAAUGACUAUCAGAGAGAGGAAGACCUCAGAAACAUAGAACUCAAAACAAGUGAUGAGAGAUGGCUGGGUGAGCAUCUGAUUAAGGAACAGGAUGAGAAUUUGGACAUUGAGGAGGGCCAGAUAAUUGUGGAAGAACUAAAUAUGGUCGAUUACUCUGAAAUAAAAUCUGCACCUGAAACUGCAGCACAUUACGUGAAGAGGACGACGAACCAUACUGAAAAUCCUUUGGGUAAGAAUAAUGUUCAAAUUGAUGAACAGAGGAUACUAGAAACAAUAGCGAAAAUGGAGAAACGAAGAGAACGAUUCAAGGAACCAAUGUCAGUGAGAAAGGAACCGGAGACAAUCCUUCAUGCUCAAACUGAACAAGUACCUGACAUCACUGAAAAUAAGCAACAGAGGCCAGCUAGAAAGAGGCGGUGGCAUGGAAGUUAGGUUCGGAUCACGUACUGAUAAAUCUAUUUACUUAUUUACAGAGGUGCAAUUACAUACUCUGUCUAGGGAUUCAGGUUUCCAGCUGCUAUUGGAUUAAAGGCAGCAAUUUUAAUUGGAAAUACAUCAAUAAGAUGACAUACACCAUACUGGGUUUGGUUUUGCUUUUGGUUCUUGUUCUCUAAGGAGGGGCAAGGAAUUAGCUUGAAAUUUCCAAUUUGAUUGACUUGAAAACAGAAUUGUGUAAGAUUCGUGUUCGUAUAAUGGGUGCGAAUUCAAGAA